AUGUUACAACCCACCCCCACUAACUGCACGCAACGUCCUUGUUGCGCACCUGGAUCGUCACCCCCUGCCGGUGUGAGUCAAGGCCACUUCAACUCGACUCCACACUCUCGUAUGGGUUUGGCUCUGAUACCAAAUUAUAACACCCGGACCAUCCCUCCCGGUGAGUCACCCACGCCCUCUCUCUGGAAUCGCAGGCCUAUCUCGGCCGGUGGGCCUCACCCAUGUCCGACAGCCGGUCGUUAUUUUGAGAGGCUCUACCGACUUGUUUACUAUCCCUGCAAUCAACACCCGACCUUUCCCCAUGUUUGGCCUCACUCACACGGUUUCGGAAACCACUUCUCUGAAGGUCACCCAUCCUUCAACUACUCCAGCCUAAGCACGCUUAACUCCGAAGUUACUUAUAGACCUUUGACCGAAAAGGUAAGUGCACUUUGUUGA
This is a messenger RNA of Microthlaspi erraticum, 438 nucleotides long. Lineage: Eukaryota; Viridiplantae; Streptophyta; Magnoliopsida; Brassicales; Brassicaceae. The record is from the annotation of a GenBank genome assembly.